Sparassis crispa is the source of this 1122-nucleotide messenger RNA. RefSeq lists its product as hypothetical. The transcript is spliced from 4 exons. Bases 1 to 1122 code for a protein of 373 amino acids. The record is from RefSeq and is a predicted model, not a curated record. Gene Ontology annotation, molecular function: DNA binding. NCBI's taxonomy places the organism in Eukaryota, Fungi, Basidiomycota, Agaricomycetes, Polyporales, Sparassidaceae.
AUGUUCAAUGGUCGAAAGCCGGAGACAUAUUGCCUCCCGCGUGACGCUCUCGAUCCGCCGCCCGAACUCCUUGCGCAGAUUUUUCCCUGGGUUGAGCGAGAGCAGGUCACUCUCGAGGCUCGCGUCCGAGAGAACCCAUUGGCUCAAGAUUAUGCCCUGCGCCACUUUCUCCGACUUUUGGUAUGGCUGCGCCGCAUUCUGCUUCAAGACGCAGCCCUCCUGUGCACGAUGCAUCCAUCUGCCCCCAUCUUCAGAUUUGCACCGUUCAACACCCCCGCUUUUCACCGCUUUGUCAGCGAGGCGAUGCCCGCCAUCCGAGAAGCAGAAGAACAGGCCCACGUAGCAUAUCAGAACCUUCCCGAGCAUCUGAUAACCAGCCUGCGGGGUGCGACCACCGGCGUCCUUAUGGAGCAGAAGAGGCAGUAUGAGGAGAACAACCGGCAGAUGGCCGACAUGUCGGAGAGGAUGGUCAAGAUGGAAGGCAUGAUCGGCAUGCUGGUGAACUCCAGAAACACUCACAAGUCGAGGCCAGCUGCAGCCUUUGUGGGCCCCGAUCCGAGCCCGACAACCUCUGCACCUGCUGCACCUGUAGCUGCACCUCCCACUGUCGCCCCGCCCAUUAUCAUGAUCAACUUCCAUGGCAGCGACGGGCCCGGAGGCAGUGCGGUGACUCCCGCUGCGCCAUUAAUCACAGCAUCUGUUACAGAGCUGCCGAGCAGUUCAGUGUCGCUCCUCGCAAAUGCCACUUCACCCGGCUCCACGGGAUCAGCCGCUCCCACAUCAUUGGUGGUCCCGGGGCUCGUUCCACCCAUUGCGGUCUGGAUGGAGUGGACUGCGGGACUUGGAGGACACAUUCCCGUGCGCGAGCUGAUGGAGAAAUGGGGCAACCGCUGGCGCCACAACAAUGCGACGCUCAAAACGGAAGGUGGGCGUCGCAAGAAGAUCGUCGAGCUCAUCACGGAGCUGUCGCAGAAGCCGCGCUGGUCCGUCCAGCUCGCGUUGCGCUUCCUCGAAGAGAAGUAUCACCCGAGGUAUAGGGCACGAAAGUUCUGUGAAUACCUCAUGGAGUCCGGCAGUGCGGGACGUCUCGAGGUGCUGAAGGCUGCGAUGAAGUAUCCGUAG